Molecule: messenger RNA, 18191 nt
Organism: Lymnaea stagnalis (great pond snail)
Lineage: Eukaryota; Metazoa; Mollusca; Gastropoda; Lymnaeidae
Source: the annotation of a GenBank genome assembly
GUUUAUCUAUGCAACGGUUUAUAUAAUGUCACGUGAUCAACUUUAGUAGGUCAUUCAUGUGCAAGAGGGAAAUAAAAAAAAAAGUUUUGACAGAGAUUCGUUGGCAACUUGCAACAGUUCGCCAGCUCAGUUUGUCCUGUAAAAACCCCUGUCCAGUUUUGAUUUCGGUAAGACCUAGAAUGCUAAAAUUAUUAUCAUGGAGGCAGAUAAAUGAUAAAUGAAACAUUUAUUUACCUCAUUUAAAGUUUUCUUUUUUGUGUGACUACCGCCAAUCGAUGAAUUGAUCUGAUAUUUUUAAAAUUGAUCUAAUACUAAUACUAAUAUUAAUAUUUAAUUUUAAUAAUAGUCCUAUACUAGUAGUAAAUUUUAUUUUAGCAAUCGUUAAUCAAUUCAAUGACAUGUAAUGUUAAUUACUUACUUUGUUUCUAUUAACUUAGUAACUAAGUUUAGUCUUAGCCUUUGGCACUUGGUUUCACUUAGACUUAAUUACUUAAUUAUUCUGAUGCGGCUUAGGCUUAGGCCUAGGCCAUGUUGAGUUCAUUCAUCCAUUCAGCCCAUUGAUUCAAAUUCAAUGACUCAUCUGAUUUGUAAAAUUUGUAGCCAACUUUAAAAUCUGAUGGUAGGCGAGCCGUCUACUAGAAUCAGAAAUAAUUAUAAUAGAAAGAAGUGAGUCUAAAAAAAAGGGGGGGGGGCGUAUUUAAAUAUUAUAUAAUAUAAGUUAUACACUACACCGCUUAACUCUCAACGCUUAACUCUCAACGUGAUGCCCAGCCGAUUGUGUAGGCCUAUGCCUAUAACUUAUAACUAUAACACUCAAAUUCAGUGUUAUUUCCAGCCGGCCAGCCGAUAAAUUGUUUUCCAUCGCCAGGGUACUAGCAGUGAAUAAUGAAUAAAAAAGGCUGUGUCUAUUAUAGUCUAUUCGGACCGGUAUCAGAAGUGAGAGGUUGGGUUUAUUAAAAACUAUUAAAAGUAUUAUUGUUGAGUUUGUAUGAUAAAAUUUGGUAUCAAAUGAAAGAUAAUUGAAUGUACUAGCCUAUAUGUUUGUAUUGUAAACUUACUUCUUCAGUUUAACUAAAAUAAACUACCACAAACGACAUCAGAAUAGCAUUUAGUCUAAAGAGACCCAGGUCCGGAUAACGGCUAUGCAUACCAGUGCCACUUUAGUAGACUAAAUGCUAUUCGAAUGUCAUUUGUGGUACUUUAUUUUAGUUAGUCCAUUCAAUUAUCUUUUAUUUGAUACCAAAUUUUGUCUUACAAACCCAACAUCAACAAUGAUAUUUUUUAAAAUCCCAACCUCUCACCUCUGAUACCCCGGUCCGAAUAGCCACUUUGAAUAAAACAUGUAAGGAAAUUUAUGGUCUGUGGUCUGUAAUUUUAAUUUUAACAGACUUUAUAAUGAUAGCACUAUGUUACUAUGAUUAUACUCAGUCGGCUGGUAAUAGUGCUCAACAUUUUUUCAAGCCAACUGUGUUUAAGUUAGUUUAACGCUCAGUGUUAAUGAUUUUUACUGCUAGUUCAACGGUAUUCCAAGCCGACUCAAUAAUCACUUAGUUUUUUAAUUCAAUUUAAAAUAUGACCAUUACUAGAUACACAAAAGUACCAGCGAACUCGCCAAAUGAGGUUUUUAAUUUAAGACACUUAAGACUUAAGAACUUUAGUACUCGUUAGUCUUUAGUGGAGCCCACUUAACUGUCUUAACCUUAAUACGUAUUACUUAAUUAUAGAUAGCCCAUUUUAAAAAAUUCAACAGAUAACUGUAGCCCAAUCUUUUUUUAUUUAAAUUUAAACUUCUAUCUUUUCUAACUACUAGCCUAGGCUAAAAAAAAAAAAUUAGACUUAUAAUAACUAAUAGACCUAGGCCUGGAAAAUUAAGUGAAGCAAGUAGUGUAGCAAACCUAAAAUAGCGGAGACUUGUUUUUAAUUGGUCUACUCAUUACUGUAAUAAAGCAUAAUUUUCAUUAAUAAAAUGCCACCAAAGCCCAUUUUGGCACCCCUAACUGGUCUGGGGGCAUCUCCAAGUUAUGAAUAACAACUUUAAUUAUAAAGUCCCGUUUACAUGAUGUGUAGAGCAGCAUUCUGAGAACUGUGGUCCAGGGACUGUCGCCGGUCAGUGAGCCGUAAAUUGUUGGUACAUUGCUGUUUCGCACAUUUUAGUAAAAAAACAAACACAAUUGGUUUAUUGUGGAUAAAAAAUAUUUUAUAACAUAUUUAAGGUCAGAUAAAAGAAAAAUAUUAAAUAAAUCUGGCACUGGUGCAAUCUGAAACCGGUUCACCAAACUUAAAUGUUUGGGAAUUGCUGGUGUAGAGGAUGAGGCAUGCUAGGUUGUAAAAUAAUAACUUGUACACUAGAAUGACCUGUGGAAAACCACAGAAGGCUUUUCCUCUGCUCAGACAAGUCAUCUGAACUUGCUUGGGAGCCUUUAGCGCCCGUGCUUUCUGUUCACCUACCUUCCCCACCCCACACCACGAUAAUGACUGUCGAUCUGAAUCAUUUUCCGAAUGUAGCAAUGCUCUGUAAAUCAAAGUAUCUGUUUAAAUGCGAUAAUUCAACAAAACUUCUUGUUUCUUUUCCCCCUUACCUUAUCUUUGGUGAUGUUCUGGAAAGCCCCCACAGUUUCUAUGUACAUUAAAAAAAAUCCAUAGAAAAGGUUGCUCAUCUUACCAAACUGAACUAUUGUUUUACUAACACUUUUAUGUAUAAAAAAAAUAUGCCAACUUUAUACAUUUUUGUACUGGUUCAUGUGACAAAAAUAAUUUUGUGUUUCCGUUGGCACUGUUUAGUGUUGUUUAUUUAAUGUUUGCAAUUAUGAUGCAAAAAAAAGCUUGGUUUCCUGUUGUCACAGAAGUUCCAGACAGAAUGAAUUUUAUGCCUGGGAUUUUUUUCAAAAUGUAUAUUUUUUUGCAGGAGGCCUACUUUAAAAUAUUUGGUGAUGCCAAUUUUUUAAUAACCAUAAAAGGCUCAUUUUAAAGGGAAAUCCUUUUUUUUUCAGUUCCUCAGAAUGAAUGUCUUUGUAGCAAUAUUAGUGUCCUCUGCAGUUUUGAUAGCACUAGUUCAUGCUGCACCUGCAGGGGAUCUGGUGACAGAGCUCCCCGGCUUGUCAUGGAAACCGAACUUCAAACAAUACUCUGGGUAUCUUAAAGGUGUUGGCACUAAAAGAUUACAUUACUGGUCAGUCUUUUGAGAUAAUUUCUAUUUUAAAAAAAAUAAAUUGCAUUGUUUGUAAUUAUUUAAUUUGAUUCAAAGUGCUAGUUGAUUGGAGCAAAUCCAACUUCUGGCAACAACAAUGGCGGUCACUUUUUUAACUUGUUUUUAUUUCUUGUCAUAUUUUCAUAUGUCCUGUCUGCUGAGGACGGCUCUUAGUUGAAACGUUCUUAUUGUAUUGUUCUGUCUUUCAAUUGAGACAUCCACAUACCUUGUCCUACUAUUUCAUUGAUUGGAGCAAACAUAUUUAUGAUAAAAGAAAUAUAUAAUUUUUUUUUUAAUUUAAAGGAUGAAGAUAAGCUUGCAUAAUGAUAAAAAAAUAGCCACACUUACUAUCUUCUACAUCAGUGGUUCUCAACCUUUGGGUCGUGACCCCUUUGGGUCGUGACCCCUUUGGGGGCCGAACAACUCUUACACAGGGGUCACCUAAAACCAUCGGGAAACACAUUUAUUAUGAAGUAGUAACCAAAAUAAUUUUAUGGUUGGGGGUUACCACAACCCGAGUAACUAUUAAAGGGCAUUAGAAAGGUUGAGAACCACUGUUCUACAUGAUGAGUAUAAUAAAGUUUUUGAGGGAUGAAUUUUUAGUUAAUAUAAAGCAAUGGUUCCUAGCCUGUGAUCUGUGGAGCCCUAAGGACUCAGCAUCCCCUUCUCAAAGGCUCAAUCUCUCCAGGAAAUAAAACAACACACUUAACUUAAAGACAUAAGCUUAGGCCCAAUGUGCUCCCUCCCCCAUAGAAAAUUAUUCUAAAAUGGGCUCUGCCAGUUUGGAACCAUUUAUCUAAAAGGGACAUUUGCUGCUUGGGAAGUUUUGGUCUAGUUUUAUAUAAAUUUAAGCUUGGUAUAUUUUUUGAAGUCACUUUCACUGCUGUUAGGUUUGUGGAAUCAUCAAGCAAUCCGAAAACUGAUCCCGUUGUAUUGUGGAUGAAUGGUGGACCGGGCUGCAGCUCACUGCAUGGAUUUCUUACAGAACAUGGGCCUUUCAGGGUUUGUCAUGGCCUUUAAUGGGUCUUCUAUGGCUUAUCAUGGUUUUUAAUAAAAAGUUCAUUUUUUAAAUAACAUAUACAUUUACAUGUUGUUAUCAUUAUUUUUAUUUUUUUGGGGAAGCUAUUUUAUAUCUACAGAAUUUUAAACAUCUAGAAAACUGUAUCAACUUUUAAAAUAGUAUGCCUACUUAAAAAUUUCUUGCUUUUGAAAUUAUUCAAAGAACAAUAAUUCUUGCGUAUCUGCAUUUUAUUUAAAGUUUGAUAUUUAAAGUUUUAAAAAUUUAAACAGAUCCAACCAGAUGGGAAAACGUUACAGCCCUUUCCAUUUGCUUGGAAUCAGGUAAAACUUGCUUUUAAAACUUGUUGAACAUUUAAAUUAAAAAAAAAAAAAGUAUUUUUGUUUCAUUAAUUUUUAAUCAGGUCAUUUAGCUGUGACUGCCAGGAAAGUUAACAACUGUUUGAAAAAGUACAUUAAAACACAAAUUCAUAUCAAAUUAUAAAGAGUUUUAGAAGGUUUAAUUUUAAUUUUUUUUUAGCUGCUUUUGCUCUCAGAAAGAAAAUUUAGGCUUACUAAAAUGUUUGUGUGCUGCUACAUUUUUGAAAAAAGUUUCAAAUUUAAUUCACAUACAAACCUCUCUCAGAGCAGUUUUUUAAGAUGCAGGCACUGUCUUUUGCUCUGAAUUUGUUGCUGAGCAGAUACCACAAUUUUAGAGAUUUACGGGAACAAAAAUUGUAAAAUCAUCUUUUACAAUGGACACAGGCUUGUAUGUCAUUGGCAACAUGAGGUUGUCAAUAGCAACAUGAGGUUGUCAAUAGCAACAUGAGGUUGUCAAAUAACUUGCCUUGUGUGUAUUCUGAAAUCUGGUUUUAUUAUAUACUUUAUUCUGAAAGGUAGCCAACAUGAUCUACCUUGAGGCUCCGGCUGGUGUGGGAUUUUCUUACUCUGAUGAUGGUAACUACACCACAGAUGAUGAUGAUGUAAGCACAUUGACUAAAAUAUUUAUUAUUUAUAAGUAGAUGUUAAAAAUAAUUUUUCUUUUAUUUAUAAGUAGAUUUUAAAAAUAAUUUUUCUUUUAUUUAUAAGUACAUUUUAAAAAUAAUUUUUCUUUUAUUUAUAAGUACAUUUUAAAAAUACAUUUUUACUUAUUUAUAUUUAGAUUUUAAAACUGUUAUUUGGCUUAUGUACCUGACCAAGUUUCUUGUUAAGUUUUCACACAGUAACAAUUUGGAUCCUUGUUGCUACAAUUUAUAAUCUUGUUGUGUUGCAGGUUGCAAGAAAUAACCACCUCGCCUUGCAAGACUUCUUUGGAAAGUUUCCAGAGUAUUCUGAAAAUGAUUUUUUCAUCUCCGGAGAAAGUUAUGGUGGUAUCUAUGUCCCAACACUAGCUUCAGUGGUCUUAGAUGAUCCAUCGAUCAACUUGAAGGUAUGUUGUCCCACCUCUAGCUUCAGUAGUCUUAGAUGAUUCAUCGAUCAACUUGAAGGUAUUUUGUCCCACCUCUAGCUUCAGUAGUCUUAGAUGAUCCAUCGAUCAACUUGAAGGUAUUUUGUCCCACCUCUAGCUUCAGUAGUCUUAGAUGAUCCAUCGAUCAACUUGAAGGUAUUUUGUGGCAACUCUCGCUUCAGUAGUCUUAGAUUACUUGAAUGUAUGGCGUUCUUAUUUGGGUAAUUGCUUGCUUUCUUAUCUUAUUUUGGUUGCCCCAUUCAAGAGGUAGAUGGGCAUUAAUUUAGAUUUGUCAUGAGCUAGAUGGACAUUUAUUCAGAUGAUCCAAUGAUGAGCUAGACGGACAUUUGUUUAGAUGUCUUGUUGAUGGGCUAGAUGGACAAUUUUUUAGAUGGCCAUUUGAUGAGAUAGAUAAACAUUUAUUUAGAUGCCAAUUUGAUGAGAAAAAUGCAGAUUUAUUCAGAUAACCCAUUGAUGAAAUAGAUGGACAUUUAUUUUAUAUGUAUUUUUUACAGUUUGACACAUCUUAUAAUUUUUUUUUUUUAUCUCAAAACAUUAGACUGUUCAUUUGAUAUCUAAGUCACCUAUUAUAUUUAGACAAAAGCUCUCAAUUCAUGAACAUAAUUUAUUCAGAAUUUUAGUUUGAGUUGGACCAGUUCAAUUUUUGUUGUAAAUUUUAACUUAACUAAGACAGAAAAAUCUCUAAGCUGUUCAGAAGGAGUACUACAAUAUUAGCUACUACAAUAUUAGCAGCUACCAGAAUUACAACUAGCAGGAUUGCAUCAAUAUUUUCAACAAAAUAAAACAUACAAAACAAUAUAUACUCAUGUUGAUAAAUGUUUAAUGCUGACCUUGUAGCGCAAUGGCACCAAAAAAAAAUGAAUGCUAUCAAAACAUUUGUUUGACUUGCAUCAUGGCUUAAGGCUGCUAAAUUAUGAGUCCCAAAGUUUGUUCAAAGCAAUAUUUCGGGGCUUGGGUUGUCGGAGUGACAUAUCUGGCAAUAAUGUACCCUUAAAUGAACUGUCUGACAAUACUGCGAACGACCUGUUGUUUAAGAUCAUGAAUGACCUAUAUUUUCAGGGCUUCGUUGUCGGAAAUGGCCUGUCUGACAAUACAAUGAAUGAUAACUCCAUUGUCUACUUUGCUUAUUACCAUGGACUCCUGGGAGAUGAGUAAGUUAAUCGUGUCGCUGUAACAUUGUAACAGUUAGCAAAAGUAUUGAGACCUUUUGCUGUUAUUAUUAUGGUUUAGGACACAGAUGGUAAUCAUUGUGCACCAGUGCUGCAUUGUCACGUGACUAUGUAUUGUUCAUUUAUUGCAUAUCAGUCUCAGUAAGAAUCUUUAACAUGUUUGGCUAGACCAGUGCUUCUCAACUUUGGGCCAGCAGGGUCUUGAGGGGGGGGGGGGAGGGGGCCGUGAAGUUUUUAGAGAAUGUUUGUUUAAAAAAAAAAUUACUAUCCUCAAACAAAAAUCCAAUAUUCAAUGAGUCAUCAGCUCUGCUAGAAGACCAAUGGACGUCUAUGGUACGCAAAGUGUUGAGAACCUCUGGUCUGGACAAAAUGAUGACAUUUUCAUUUGGCUCUGGCUUUUUAAAACAUCAAAAUUCCAUUAAUUUUUUCCCAGAUUAAACCAUUACACAUGUCUAGCAACUCACUUUCACUUUCCAUUGUAAUGAUUUUAACAUUGCUUGAGUGUGUCCACUAACUCCCUGACACAAGCUCCCUGACAACCUGACACAAGCUCCCUGACAACCUGACACAAGCUCCCUGACACAAGCUCCCUGACAACCCAACUCAUGCUCCCUGACACAAGUUCCCUGAAAACCUGACACAAGUAGGGACUGUUGGACUGUGUUCGAGGGAGACAACCCGACACAAGCUCCCUGACACAAGCUCCCUGACAACCCAACUCAUGCUCCCUGACACAAGUUCCCUGAAAACCUGACACAAGUUCCCUGACAACCUGACACAAGCUCCCUGACAACCUGACACAAGCUCCCUGACACAAGCUCCCUGACAACCCAACUCAUGCUCCCUGACACAAGUUCCCUGAAAACCUGACACAAGCUCCCUGACAACCUGACACAAGCUCCCUGACACAAGCUGCCUGACAACCUGACACAAGCUUACUGACAACCUGACACAAGUUCCCUGACAACCUGACACAAGCUCCCUGACAACCUGACACAAGCUCCCUGACAACCUGACACAAGCUCCCUGACACAAGCUCCCUGACAACCUGACACAAGCUCCCUGACACAAGCUCCCUGACAAGCUCCCUGACACAAGCUCCCUGACACAAGCUGCCUGAAAACCUGACACAAACUUCCUGACAGCCUGACACAAGUUCCCUGACAACCUGACACAAGCUGGCUGACAACCUUACACAAGCUCCCUGACAACCUGACACAAGCUCCCUGACAACCUGACUCAAGAUCCAUGACACAAGCUCCCUGGCACUGUCCCUUGUGAAGAUUGUUACAAAGAACUGAGAACUACUCAACUGAAUGAACCACCUAUAAUCCACACAUGAAUUUCUUGUAAACCCAACCAGGGAAUGGCUUGAUAUCCUCAAUGCCUGCUGUGCUGGCAACACAACAGUUUAUGGAUGUGACUUUGUUGCUGGGAGUGGCAGAUCUCAGAAAUGUGCUACAGCUGUGAGUAGUAGCUUGUUUGACAAUGUACACAUGAGUGUCUUUUGUUCUUGGGGUAAUUUAGAUCACUGUAACAGAGUUUAAAACUACUAAGGGUCAACACGUACAAACUGCACCUUGUGCCUUCUAUUUAAUCUGUGGGUUGGUCAUGAUGACAAAGGAAACGUAAUGUAUCAUGUACUUUAGAUGACUAAAACAUAAGGAAUAAAACCAGGUCAAAGUUUGUUGACCUGACAGUGAUGAUUUAAGGUCUUUAUAUACUCUUGUUGUUUAAAAUACUUUGGCCAGUGAGUCUCACAUUCGGUGGUGAUAGAAACUCAUUUUUUAUUUUUUCAAAACUUAUUUGAACACCCAGUGGUGGCUACAAGAUGUGGGAGGUGCAUGGAGGCUUUCAGCCCCCUAAUCAAGCAGGUACUUGCCUGCAACAAAAUUUUUGGCUCAUUUAUUUGAUAAAAACAUAAAGUGUACGAAACAAAAGAAAUAUAUUUUUAUAUAUUUCAAAACAUAUUUUACAUUGUUUCUUUUAUUCCGUGUUCCUUCCUUGUAGCCAAUUUUACUUUAGAUUGACCUAUUUGAUUCCAGACAAAUUUUUGUUUGCUUUGUUUCCAGCUUAAUAAAGUGCAAGUACUGGUCUGGAGCUCAGGGCUGAAUGUGUACAACUUGUACGCCAACUGUGCCGGAGGAGCAAAGGAUCAUGUGCUGCAUUACGACUCCAGUAGAGGGAAAUAUGUCACCAGCCAUUUUGGUUGGCCUUUCGUGUUCUUAACGAAUGAGCUGUCCCAGAGGAUAAAUGUAAAUUUUAAUUAACGGGAUUUUUUUUUUUUUUGGCCAAAAAAAAGUUCGGCUUAAGUCUUCAGGGUUAUAUUUAAAACCAGGGUCCCCUUCACAGUGGGGAAAAUGAGAAAUAGUUGGGCAUCCAUUUAAUAUAAUUGCCUGGUCAUGAAAACUUGGAAAAUAGAAAUUCCGGUUAGUCAGGCUAGUCUGGAAUUUUUUUAUUUGAAAAAAAAAAAAUUAUAACUUUGGAUUCCCCAAAAGUAACCUUUGUCAUUUAUCGAUAGGAUUUUGCCACGACGGCUAAUGGUUUACCCAUAAGCCGCAUGUGCUUUACAAGUUUCGAAUUAUGAAAUUUUGUGCCAUACUGCUUUUAUGCAUCAGACUUUGUUUUUCCGUUCAGUUCGCCCGCCCAUCAAGAGAUGUUUGGGGUGAGUAAAGUGUAAAAUACAGUGAGCACCACUUUUGGUGGACCAAAGGGAGCAGCACUGCUGUUGGACUAGAUUAACAAUUUAGGCGUACCAUAUUUUGUAGCUCAGGAUAGAGACAUUUUUAAAAAUCUUGUGCUGGAGAAAAUUCAGGUCAGGGGUCCAAACCUCAAAGGUCCUCCCAGUUAAAGAGGCCAGAUUUUAAUCAAUUGAUUUGUUCACAAAAAAAGUACUAUUAAUUAAAUGUGUUUAAAUCCUGUAAUUGCCCAAUGCCACUACAUUGUCCAGGAAGAACUACUGUAAUAUGCACCUUGUUUUUUUAUAUGUUAUUUAAAAUCAGCGAUAGGAUCCUGCAUAUUAAUUUAAAAGAGGACCUCUCCACUAAAUAUUAUUGAACACCACUGGGUCGAACUAUUUCUCCUUUGAUUCUCACAGAGGUUGAAAAAUAUCCCCAUCAAAAGACUCAUCUCGACACCUCCAUGCACCAAUGACACCAGCGCCAUCAACUAUCUGAACUCUGACCCCGUUAAGAAGGCCCUCCACAUCUCAGAUAAGGCUGAAGCCUGGGAUAUAUGCAGGUAAGCAAAACUUGCAAGGACCCAUGAAGUCAUUGACAUUUAGCCCCCUCUUCUAUCUCUGAUGACCACUUGUUGUUGACAGCGUCGAGCCUGGCACAACAACCAGUUCAAGUAUGGGAACAUAAAAAAAAAAUUAAUUUGAAUGGUCACGAGCAGAUAUUUUAUUUAGAGAUCAUAACAAUAAUAGAACUAUGGUCUAAUUUUAAUGGCUUCUAUAAACAAUGUGAAAAAAAAAAAAAAAAAUUAGGGACCAAUGAAGGUGUCUAUAAACUCUUGUACAAAGAAUUGUUUAAUUUGAAUCAUCAACACCAAUUUUAUGUAAAAAAAAAAAUAAUUUGAAUGGACACAAGGAUAUAUUUUAUUUAAAGAUCAAAAAAAAAAAAGAACUAUGGUAUAAUUUUAAUGGCUUAUAUAAACAAUGUGAAAAAAAAAAAAAAAAAAAAUUAGGGACCAAUGAAGGUGUCUAUAAACUCUUGUACAAAGAAUUGUUUAAUUUGAAUCAUCAACACCAAUUUUAUGUCAUUUUUUUCUCAAAUGUAGCUUGUAUACCCUUUUGUAUAUCUUCUCCUUAUUUAACCAGCUAUAACUAACCAACUCUCUUAAGAGAAACAAGCAAACUAUUAAGCCAGAGCUCAUUAAGUCUUCCCCAAAUGCAUUUCCCCCCUCCCAACCGCCCUUCAGUGUAAUCACCCCCUAGUCUUUUUCCAAUCGGGAUGUGAAGCGGCAUGUCAGGGGCAUUCCACCCCUGAGACAGCCCCAUCUGCCUCCCACUUGACUGACUAUGCGAGUGAAGUGGCAUCAGUGAAGAAACACCUUGUCAGCUGGGGGUGCUGCUCUCACAGCACCUUGUCGGCUGGUGGUGCUGCUCUCACAGCACCUGGUCGGCUGGUGGUGCUGCUCUCAUAGUACCUGGUUGGCUGGUGGUGCUGCUGUCACAGCACCUAGUUGGCUGGUGGUGGUGCUGUCACAGCACUUAGUUGGCUGGUGGUGGUGCUCUCAUAGCACCUGGUCGGCUGGUGGUGCUGCUCUCAUAGUACCUGGUUGGCUGUUGGUGCUGCUGUCACAGCACCUAGUUGGCUGGUGGUGGUGCUCUCACAGCACCUGGUCGGCUGGUGGUGCUGCUCUCAUAGCACCUGGUCGGCUGGUGGUGCUGCUCUCAUAGUACCUGGUUGGCUGGCGGUGCUGCUGUCACAGCACCUAGUUGGCUGGUGGUGGUGCUCUCACAGUUCCCGCAGUCGAACUUUCUACGAGCUGAGAUGGAUACGUUUUAAUGUCCCCAAAACACCCCUUCCCAUCCAGGGGUGGCGACAGAUGCCCUCUGGGAGGGUUUCUACACAUGAUUUCUAUUCUAUGAUUAUGUCACAAAGCAGCUGGGACCAAACGGUUGCCUAGGACUAGUCCCCUCAAAGGCUGCAUGAUCAGCACCAAGUAACAAGCUUUAAAAAAAAAAAAUUUACCAGGUGACCAAAAUGAGUCCUGACCAUUUUGAUUGUUACUCUGCGGAUGCUGAACUAUUUAACUUCAAGAGAUGACUGAGACCCUGAAUAAGAGAUUUUUUUUUUUUUUCAAAAGAAUUGACGCUGAAGCCCCAUUAUUAAUUAUUUAUUAUGCAAAACUUUUACUUUUAUAGAAAACAAUUUUUAAUAUAAUAUCAAAUGUACCAGGAAAUUCAUUGGGCAUUUCUCUGUUUGCAGCACUGUAGUGGGCAAUAACUAUGUCAGGAUAUAUUCCACAAUGGCGGCACAGUACCAAAAAGCAAUCAGUAGAAAGGUCUGUCCAGAUUUUUACAAUGGCAAAUGAAAUAGAAUAUAACCUUUGAUAAUUCGAAAAAAAAAUUAAUUAAUUUUUUUUUAAAAUUGUUUUUUUUUUGUUCACUAUCCAUCAUUCACUAAUUUUGAUACUUGUCCAACAGUUUUAGUUAAGUUUUUCAACUUGAUCCGAUUGCUUCUUUUUUUUUUUUUCUGUUUCAGCUGCGCAUCCUUGUUUACAAUGGUGAUGUGGAUAUGGCUUGCAACUUCCUUGGGGAUGAGUGGUUUGUAGACUCACUGGAUAUUGAGGUAAAUUAACUCAUGGCAUUAUGGCAUUGUUGCCUUAUCAAUAUUGGACAACAAAAUGUGUGUUUCUUUCUUAUCAAACCUUGACUAAUGGUAAUAUUUUUAAAAAUUAUUCAAAUAAGCCUGUCUAGGUCAAUAUUCUUUUAGAGUUAUUGCAAUAAUCAAUAUUCUUUGAGAGUUAUUCAAAUUAUCAAUAUUCUUUUGGAGCUAUUGAAAUAAGAUUAGAUUAUACAAAUGUUUUGACAUGUGCAGCCCUGUCUGUAAGAUACAAUAUUACUACAGGCUGGUGUUCAAUUCCAAGUCCCACCAAAAGGUCAUACAUUUUCCCUACCAAACAUGGUUGCAUUUCCCCUACCACAUGUGGAAAUGUAUGAGACUGUAGGUGAUCUUUGGGUUUGAACACCAGCCUGUACGAGCAUACUUAACAUGACUAUCAAUAAAUACCAUCUAAAUUACUAUUAAAUUCCUCAUGUGAGUCCAUUCCUGACAAAUAUUUAAUUCAUCAGUGUAAAAAAAACUCAAAAUUUGAUAAAAAUUGGGCAGUGUGAACUAUUUUGUUUUUAAAAACUGUGCUUUAACCAUGUAGACAUGAAGUAAACAUGUUAGAGUGCAUGCACUGCUAAGAGGACGGUAUUCAUGAAUAGAUGCCCAUCUGCAUCAUGCGGCUAUAAUGGAGAAAAAAAAAAUCUGGUGAAGCCGAUGAGCUUUGUGUGGAUAUGAAGUGUGCAUUUCCAGCUAGCACAAUAGGGAUUAUUUACUUUAUGUCGAGGGAAGCUAUAAUAAUGCCAUUCUUUAUUGAUAACAUUAAUAAUAAUAAAGUUUAUUUCAAAAACACGCUUCAUUCCCAAAGGCUCGAAGCGCGGUACAAAUUUAAAAAAAAAAAAUUAAUUUACCUCAUUUAAAACAAGCGCAACACUACAAAAACUAAUUACAAGCAUACCAAGUCAAAGUCUUUCUACCCAUUUCAACCCUAAGCAACACAGCCAAUAUGCAUUAAAUGGAAGAUAUGGUAGACAAUCAUCCCAGAAGGUGUUUGGUGAAAUAGAUGUGUCUUUCACAUUCCACUUAAAACUAUUAAGAUGACACAAGACUUUAAAUCUCACCACAGUGACCAGUGCUGUAUUAAAUGUGAAAGUGUUGGGAUGUCACCCUGACCUUCUCUUGUUUUUCAUCUUCAGAACCCUCAGAAGAGGAGGAAAUGGUACUACAAAGCAGAGGACGGCACCACACAAGUGGCCGGAUUUGUGAAGGCUUUUAACCGGGUCACUUUUGUAACAAUUAGAGUGAGUACUUUUUGGAACUCAUUUUAGUCUCUCUUUUUUUUAUUUGGUCAUCAAAUGAGGAUUAACCUCAGGGAAAUGUAUCAACCGCCGAACUGUCGAAUGCAAACAUGCUGUGGUGUCAACAAUUUAAAAAAAAUUUUUUUUAGUAACUCUGAUAUUUAAUCACUAAAACAGCCCAAGGCCAAGCUUAAGAACAUGAAUCUAGAGACCCAUAAAAAUAUCCGUCUACACCAAAAUUUCCACCACAGUCAUACCAUCCCUAUAGCCAUCACCUGGUACAAUAGGCCCCCUGAACAUAACUGAAACAGGAGUAGCCAAACUUCUCAAAGACCUGAAACCCAAAUAAAGUGCCGACGUGACUGUAUCCCGAACAUUGUCCUGAAGACCCUGGCUGACAACAUUGCCCCAACCAUGACCCACAUUUUCCAAAAGACGAUUGACUCCGGCAAACUUCCUCUAGACUGGCUUGAGGCAAAUAUCACUAGUGCCUACAAGAAAAGUGACCGUCAUAACAAAGCAAACUACCGCCCAAUAUCCCUGACCUCCGUCCCAUGCAAAAUUCUAGAACACAUCAUCUGUCGCCACAUCAUGAACCACCUUGAACAAUACAACAUUUUGACCAACCUAAACCAUGGUUUCCGCUCUGGAUUCUCAACAGAAACUCAAUUAAUCGUUACCACCAAUGACCUCAUUGCCUCCUAUGAGAAAGGUAUCCAGGUCGUCUUUGGCAAUUCUCGACUUCUCCAAGGCCUUCGAUAAUGUUCCACACAGCCUUCUUCUACAUAAGCUCCACCACUACGGCAUUACCGGCAACCUUCACUUCUGGCUCUCAACAUUCCUAAAACAAAGUACCAUGCAGGUAGUGGUAGACGGCGUCAGAUCAGGGAACGCCACCGUAGACUCAGGAGUUCCUCAAGGCACAAUGCUGGACCCCCUUCUCUUUCUCUCUCACAAAAACGACCUCCCUGAUACUUUAAAAUCUCAAGUGAGGCUGUUUGCAGAUGACUGUCUUGUCUACAGAGAGAUAAGCGGCUACGAUGACCACAACCACCUCCAAGCAGAUUUGAAGUGUCUUAUGAAUUGGGCAGACAAAUGGGGCAUGAAAUUUAACGAAACCAAAUGCUACACAAUGAGCAUCUCAAGAAAAAAAAAAUCAACCUAUAUGUACUCACUAAACGAGACAAUUCUCCAACAAGUAUCAAUCAAUCCAUACCUUGGAAUUCUCUUCUCAAAUAACCUAAAAUGGUCGCCCCAUAUAAACAAAAUUUAAAAAAAAAGCCAACUCCACACUAGGUUUCAUUCAAAGAAAUCCGCGCCACUGCCCAACUACCUGCAAAUGAAAUGCCUAUCGUCCACUACUAGAAUAUGGUGCGAUCAUCUGGGACCUACACCUAAAGCAAGAUGUGGACAAGAUAGAGCGAAUCAAGGCAUAAUGGAUAUUGAUUCUUUUUUUUUUUUUUUUUUUUUUUAAAAAAAAAAAUAUUUUCUUAAAAUUAAAUCUCAAUUUACCUGGGAGUUUUUUUUUUUUUUUUUUUUUUAAAAAACAACAUAUUUUCCUAAAAUUAAAUCUCAAGUUACCUGGGAGUUGUUUUUUUUUAAAUGACGCCCUAAUUUGUUAAUUAAUUCUUAUCUUACUAAAUUUUAUUUUAUGCUGAUCUGACUUAAAGUCACAUUAAAUUUCACCAGUAACUUUAUUUUUACCAGUGACAGGCUGUGAUAAUGUGAUCUGCAGGUUCAUCUAAUUAUUAAUGAAUAUCUAUAGCCGAUACACAUUUGCAAAACAAAGUGACUGCAGAUUGCAAUAUAAGCGUCAGUCAUCUACUUUAAGAAGUUACCUUUUUUGAUGUCAGCUCAACUCAGUUCCACUAGACCAGUGGUCGGCCAAACGCGGCUCCUGAGCCGCAUGCCGGUCUUUAACGACAUGAGUGCGGCUCGGCCAGCUGGCCACAAAAGGGUUUUGACUUCAAAAACAUGUUUUUUGACGGGUUCUUGAUUCGAAAUUUGGUUAAUCGUCCUGCCACUAAUUUUUUUGGCUUUAUUGACUAAUGAAUUUGCUGACCACUGCACUAGACACGCUGAUGCAAGUAGUUACUGUAUAAAUUAUAUAUAAGGUGUGUUUAUUUAUACGCUUUAUUAUACGAUUUUGAGAUGAUAUUAUACAAUUUUUGGAUUUCAUGGGUAAACAGGUCUGAUACUGGGUUGAUGGAGGCGGGUUGAUGCUGUCUUUCAAAUUAUUAUAGUUGAUCGGGUUGAGUGAAAGGGUGGGUGGGUGAGCUCAGAUCCUGAUUUUUUUAGUUUUACGCCCAGCUAAAGAGUAAAGUCACUUUCAUCUGGAUUGUUCAAUCAAUCAAUUUUUAAAAAAAAACAACUUUUGCUGAUAAUUUGAAACUAACAAUUUAAUACCGGGUACUAAAAAUAGGGAAAAAAAACACUUUAAAAAAAAAACAACUUUCUAUCAGAGAUGAGUUAAAACACCACUGAAAAGUAGAAGAUAAAUUAAAACUUCUUCAAAUGCAUUAGAAAAUAUUUUUAAAAAUUGAUUUAAACCCCCCCCCCCCCCAUUUAAGUUUUGUCUACAUUCAAUUCCAAUCCUUUGGGUUCAUAGAGUGCUCAUCUACACUUGUGCACAAAUGGUCAUUUAAAUAACAUUUUGUAACAAAGACAAGUGGGCUUAGCAGUGCUGUCAACUGUCUGUAAAUUUACAGACAGUCCGUAAUAGUUUUCAUAUGCUUGUCUGUAAAAACUUUUGGAUGUCCGUAAAGAAAAAACAACACAAAAAACAGAAAUUUUUCCUAAUUUUUAAAAAAGUGUCCAAAAAAUUUUAAGCUACAAAAUAGUGGUCAGUAAAUUGAGUUUGCAACCCUGGCUGGCACUGAGGGAAUAAAUUAUUUUCACUUAAACUUAAAUUCUCAUUCAAACAGUUCAAAUAAUUUUCAUGCGGAACACACUGUUGAUGUCUCUUAACUUGAUUAUUUGUUUUAUUUUUUUGUUCCCCAGGGAGCUGGCCACAUGGUCCCCACAGACAAACCGAGACCCGCGCUCGACAUGUUUGUCAACUAUAUACAAAAUAAACCAUUCUAAAUUGACGAAAUAAUGUGACCCAUUGAAGAAUGUGACUGAAAUAAUAGGACUUUGAAUAUAUGGGAAUGAAAUAAUGUGGCCAAUUGAAUAAUGUGACUGUUGAAGAAUGUGACUGUGAAAUUUCUUGAGACGAAAUAGUUUAUUAACAAAUAUGUUUAGAAGUUAUUGCGUGUCUGACUGGUAGACAGUUUUGGAAUAGAGUGAAAUGUUGCUACAACAAAGCCCUUUUUAAAAAAAAUUCAUUGAAUAAAUAAUUAGGCAAACUGCAAAUGACUGUUUCCUGCUAACUGAAAUUAAAUAAGUUUUAAACAUCAAUACAGUACAAGAAAUUCUUGCUCUAAACAUCCAUACAGUACAAGAAAUGUUUGCUUUAUACAUCCAAUGUUUGUAUAUAACAAAACUUGUAGCUUUUUUUGGUUGUGCAUUUCAAUUUAGCUGUUAACCAGCUCUACAUAAAGUUGUGCAGUUUUUAUUCUUUUUAUUGAUAAUCAACAUCAAUAGUUUAUUGAUAGAUGCACGGUUUCACAAUUGUCUCAUUGACCAUCAUCAAAUAUCAACCAGGAUGAUAAAAAAAGGUUGAUCUUUUUGUGUAAUGCCAUUAUCACAACGGCAACAUAUCUUGGCCUACGUCUUAAACACCAUAAAUUUUCAGGGCACUUUAGAUAUGUUCUGGGCUUAUCUGCCAUAAGAAUCUGGUGCUUUAUUCUAUAAUUAAGCAUUAAGAAUGAAACAGGAUUAUCUAGUGAGAGGGCCAGGAGGAGAUCAGAGCUUUCAAAAUAUGCUUUCAGUUUAUUAUAGCUUUCAAUUUAUGUUUUCAGUUUAUUAUAGCUUUCAAAAUAUGUUUUCAGUUUAUUUUAGAUUUCAAAUUAUGUUUUCAGUUUAUUAUGGCUUUCAAAAUAUGUUUUCAGUUUAUCAUAGCUUUCAAUUUAUGUUUUCAGGUUAUUAAAGCUUUCAAAUUAAGUUUUCAGAGUAUUAUAGCUUUCAAAAUAUGUUUUCAGUUUAUUGUAGCUUUCAAAAUAUGUUUUCAUGUUUUCAGUUUAUUUUAGCUUUCAAAAUAUGUUUUCAGUUUAUUUUAGAUUUCAAAUUAUGUUUUCAGUUUAUUAUAGCUUUCAAAAUAUGUUUUCAGUUUAUCAUAGCUUUCAAUUUAUGUUUUCAGUUUAUUAAAGCUUUCAAAUUAAGUUUUCAGUUUAGUAUAGCUUUCAACAUAUGUUUUCAUGAUUUCAGUUUAUUUUAGCUUUCAAAAUAUGUUUUCAUGUUUUCAGUUUAUUAUAGCUUUCAAAAUAUGUUUUCAGUUUAUUUUAGCUUUCAAAAUAUGUUUUCAGUUUAUCAUAGCUUUCAAAUAAUGUUUUCAGUUUAUCAUAGCUUUCAAUUUAUGUUUUCAAUGGGAUUGAUAAACUUUUUACAAACUUGUCCCCUCUUCUACUUCUAGUACUUCUAGUUUUCAUAUUGCAUCAAGUAAUCAAAAAAUUAUCUUAAAAUUCUGAUUUAAAAUGAAACCCACAGCUUUACUUUAAAAGAUAUCUGCUUUCCUCUGGCAAGAUCUCAUCAUUCUUUUCUCAACACAGUUCCUUAAGGUCACAUUAAAUUUAGUAAUGGUAUAUCCAACAAAGUUAUUUCAUCUAUGGAAUUGAAAAUUUUUAAAAAUGAAAUAAUAUCGUUUUAUUUUUUGGUCAAAAUUUAUUUUUAAUAAAGUGGUAAAAUUCUGAACUUGUC